Molecule: messenger RNA, 2574 nt
Organism: Lytechinus variegatus (green sea urchin)
Lineage: Eukaryota; Metazoa; Echinodermata; Echinoidea; Temnopleuroida; Toxopneustidae
Product: neuronal acetylcholine receptor subunit alpha-2-like
Exons: 7
Coding region: 1-1833 (610 amino acids)
Biological process (GO): nervous system process; regulation of membrane potential; monoatomic ion transmembrane transport
Cellular component (GO): synapse; neuron projection; postsynaptic membrane
Molecular function (GO): transmembrane signaling receptor activity; acetylcholine-gated monoatomic cation-selective channel activity
Source: RefSeq, a predicted model, not a curated record
AUGGCGAUAACUGAGGAUAUUCAGUCUCUGGCAGCAGACUCAAUCACCACGAGCAGAAGAGUUUGUUGCUGUGCUUCAUCCUCAGAAGAACGUCUCCGAGAGCAUCUCUUCCCACCAGACUACAACCAAUGGGCUCUUCCAAAUAAAAAUGCUUCUGAUGUUCUCUUCAUUUGGUUCGGGCUUGCCAUCUCUCAAAUAGUAGAUGUGGAUGAGAAAAAACAGGUUUUAACAUCCAAGGUUUGGAUGAAACAAAUGUGGCAUGAUUAUCAUUUCACAUGGGAUCCAGCAGACUUUGGUAACAUCACUAACAUCAAGGUCCCAAGCCCUCAAAUAUGGAUUCCAGAUAUCAUGAUAUAUAACAACGCAAAUGGGACGUAUGAUAUGAAAUCUCAUGCAUGGGCGAACAUAUAUUUCAACGGAACAGUGUUUUGGUUCCCUCCUGCUGUUUACAAGAGUGCAUGUAAGAUCGACGUCCAGUACUUCCCCUUCGACGAGCAGAAGUGCGUGAUGAAGUUUGGUUCCUGGUCUUAUGACCAUCAUAAGAUAGAUCUCAUCCCUGUCAGCGAGAGCGCAGAGAAGAAAGAUUAUUGGGAGAAUGGAGAAUGGACGAUUGUUCAAUCUCCUGCGGAGAGACACGCUGUCAAAUAUCCAUGUUGCGAGGACAUCUACGUUGAUGUGACAUAUUAUUUUGUCUUAAGAAGGAAACCUCUGUUUUACUUUGCUUACUUACUGCUCCCUUGUGGAAUUAUUUCAUUUAAUACGGUGCUUGUGUUCUACCUCCCGCCAGACAUCACGGGUAAGAUGUCCCUUUGUACCUCUGUCCUUCUCUCCAUGGUAUGGUUCCUCCUCCUCGUCACACAGUGCAUACCUUCCAAUGCUAAUAGCUUCCCUCUCAUUGUCAAGUAUCUCCUCUUCACCAUGACCAUCGUAGCUUCCUCAAUCGUUCUUACCGUCUUCGUCCUCAACAUACGACAUCGGUCGCCGUACACGCACAUCAUGCCACAGUGGGUCAGGACGGUCUUCGUUGACUUGUUACCAAGGUUUGUUGGAUUGCAGCGUCCAAAUCAGAAGAGGAAAAGAGAAUUGCACCAUAGCGUGAACCUCUCUGGACGCGACUCGAUAGCUGCCUGUAAUCACAUCGACGCCAUGAUGACGGAGACUUCUUCACAUUCCUCCGAAGCGGACAACGACUUAAUGCAAGCCCACCUAUCACAUCAAUCAUCCCACAACUACAGUGUAGAGAAGAACUCAAGACCCAAGGAAAAUAACGCCAAGAUGAACGCUGGCAACAUGAAUCCUGCCGUCGAGCCACUCCUCAACUGUAUGCUGGCUCAAAAGAAUAUGAAAGCAGAACGUUUCUUUACACCGUUCAACGAAAAGAACAACGCUAUUCCCCAUUACAUCAUCCCCGAUGAGUUAACGCAGAACACGCACAGUGGACAUGGUCACAGUCAUGUGGAGAACAAUAUUCGGUCAAGUAGUCAUACCCCUACUAGCAAGAAGCGGCCACGACCACUACUCCAAGAGGAGCCACCACUCCAGUACAUGGUGGCUCAGCAAACAGUAGAAGACAUCAUGUACCUCACAUCACGUAGUAUUAACAAUGAAUAUGCAACUAAGGCAAGAGAAGAAUGGAAGAUCGUUGCAAUGGUGAUCGACAGAAUAUUUCUUAUCAUAUAUUUGUGUGCUGUUUUCAUCGGGACAUUAUCCAUAGUACUCGAAGCACCACUUGCAAGGGAUUUUUUCAUGGACAUUUUGUUCCGAAAUGGGACGACAUUUAGCGAGGACAGUGCGGAAAUGAACGAAGCGUGUAGUACUUACUUCCCGAUGUAGGACAAAUUUACCGAACGUAAGGUAAUCGCGUUCUUUCAGCAACCUUUUCGGAGGUACUCUCCACCAGGAACAGUGCGGGGAUCCAAUCCUGUGUAUUUUAAAAGACUACGUAGAGGUACUAAAAGGGUACUUUCGAGGAGAAAGGAAUAUUGCGGUUAAGAAGACCAAGGAGAAACUGGAAAUUAUUAUUGAUAUAAUAGCAGGUGUUCCCGACAACUAAUAUGAACGAGUUUCGUUUUUCCUUCCUAACUUUUAUACUCAGUGUGAAAAAUAUUUAUAAAAAAUCCGGAGUGGUGUUGAAGAUUUUAAUAAUAUAGGCCUACAUGUACAGAUAUAAAAUGCUGAUAUUUUUUCCCCCCAUUGUUGCAUGUGCGAUGCGAAUACUCACAAGAAUGUGAUAUACAGUAUAAGCAGAAUGGUCUAACUUGAGGAGAAUGGCUGUAAAUUUCCUGCCAUGUAAUCAAGAAAUAGAAUAUGUUACCAGCAAGAUUCCGCGGCUUGUAAAAUUAAUUUGACAACUUCAGCUACAAGGUCGUGAAAUUAGAUGAAUGUUUAUGUGGACAUUUUCCAUCUCGGGGAAAGAAAAAAAAAUAGGCAAGAUACAUCUGAACCGACCUCAUGAAAAAAGAGAAAUGGGGGAAAAGGUGAGGGUGGUGAUCGAGACAGAUGGAGAAAAAGAAUAUGUAUGCAAGGGUGCGUGUGAACUAUGAAAGAAAAGGGUGUGUGCGUGAAAGAUCAGGG